Molecule: messenger RNA, 1157 nt
Organism: Spea bombifrons (plains spadefoot toad)
Lineage: Eukaryota; Metazoa; Chordata; Amphibia; Anura; Pelobatidae
Gene: MSANTD1
Product: Myb/SANT DNA binding domain containing 1
Exons: 3
Coding region: 152-919 (255 amino acids)
Biological process (GO): positive regulation of DNA-templated transcription
Cellular component (GO): nuclear body
Source: RefSeq, a predicted model, not a curated record
AGACUUCAAGCUGUUGCAAAAAGGGUUUCAGAUGUUCUCUUGUCAUUCAAAUGCCUCGGCCCUACCCGUCCGCAUGUCAGCCUCGGCCGGGAAAGCUCCACUUAAGAAGCGUUUCUAAGCUGGCCUCUUUUAGAAAGCUCUUUCAGUAGCAAUGGCUGCAGCUGAAAUCCCCGGCUACCUUCUGUCUUCUCAGAGCGAGAAGCACCGGAGGGCCAGGAACUGGACCGACGCCGAGAUGAGGGGCCUGAUGCUGGUCUGGGAGGAAUUCUUCGAAGAGCUGAAACAAACUAAACGGAACGCCAAAGUUUAUGAGCGAAUGGCCAACAAGCUGUUUGAGAUGACGGGGGAGCACCGCCACGGGGAGGAAAUAAAGAUCAAAAUCACCAACAUGACCUUCCAGUACAGAAAGUUAAGAUGUAUGACCGACAGUGAAUCUGUUGCUCCCGAUUGGCCUUACUUUAAAACCAUCGAUAGGAUCCUUUCUAAAUUACCAGAGCAGAACGACGGCAAACUCCAAGCGGGCCCUUCCACCUCUCAAACAGAGGCGUCUCAGUCCCCUUCUGCAAAAUCCUUGUCCCUCUACUUGCCCUACAAUCAGUUUACAUAUGAGGAAAGACAAGAGUGUUUCGAUGAUGAUAAUUCAGAGAGUUCCACCAGUCUACAGUCCUUCAAACUGAGGUCUGGUGAGAGAGGACUGAAGAAAAGGAAAUUACAAAGUUUCAAUUUCCAGAAGAAAAAGUUGAAAAUUAUGGAGAACAUGUUGGAAGAACAGAAGAAACUAAGCCGGGCCAUGGAAGAAACGUGCCGCGAGGUGCGCCGGGUACUCGACCAACAAAACUUCAUCCAAGUCCAAAGUCUACAACUUCAAGAAAGAAUGAUGAAUCUUUUAGAGAAAAUGGUUUCCAAAUCCACGGCUUAGAUGGAUUCACAAGAGCAUCAACACUUUGAGUACACAAAACCUUGUUAUUAUUACUACGAUUAUUGGCACGUCUUGUUAUUCAAUUUAAAUGAUAAAGAACAAAAAUAUUGUACAUACCGUGUGCUAAAAAACUCUCGUAUAGAAAGGAAAAAAACACAACCUCUGCUUUAAAUGUCAAGAUGUGUUUAUAAGGAACGUUUCACUGUUAAAGAAACAAGGGCAUUGGAAUUAGAUUAAG